AGUAGCAAUCUGCUCGAUAUUUAAUGGUAUUUGUACCACUAGGUAAAUUUCAAUUAUUAAAUACUCGCACCCAAAGGGGCUCUAGAAUGACGUUUUAAAUCAACACAUCGCAAAAUGGCGUUCGGUAAACUGAAACCUCCUUAUUACGAGGUUGGUGCCAAUAUAAAAUAUGAAAAACUCAUCUCAAACAACAUCAAACAUAUCAAAGCCGACAUUCUGUACAUAGAACACAACGUUGGUGACCUUUCCAACAAAUUUGCAUCCAGAAAGUUGCUGGAAACCAUAAACGGGAAACUUGAAAAUGUUCAUGCCCUAGUCAGCGUUACCGAUGGAUAUUUGUCUGAAUGGGAGCUUCAAAUACAACAAUCACCCACAUUGCAAUACAAUGACAACAGUUUUGAUCGGCUAUCUGCUCAAUUUAAACGUGAAACUUCGAAAAUCCAAAAUCUGUCCGAACUUGUGAAGCAAAAAUCCGUCUCACUUCAAACGGAGUCAUUUUAUAUUGAUGAUGCAUCAACAGUUGACACAAACCCUGGCCAAUUUGUGGACACAAAUUUCAUAAAUGACGCAAAAUUGGAUUUGGAGUUUGAAGAAGAACUAGUACCCUUGUUUACCAUUGGAGACAAAAAGAAAACAUUGCCAGAGUCAUUGGUGGCUGUUAGAAGCGAAGGAAUUCGCAACAUCAAGGAACAAAUUGAGCAGGCCAAGGAUAUAUUUAAGGACCUUGCCACCAUUGUUACAAUUCAGGAUGAGGGCUUCCAACUCUUGGAAAAAAACUCAAAUGAAGCCCAAAUUAAUAGUCUAGAAGCGAAAAAAGAGGUUGAGAUUUUGGCGAACAGCAGGCUAAAGGGUUCAAAGAGGAGAACCCUAUGGUUAUGUGGACUGACGUCAUGUGCACUUUAUACAGUAUUUUAUUGUUGUAGGUAUCUUGGUUUUUUCUACUAGUAUUCAUCUUCAACUUCCCAUGUGCGUUGCCAUGGUUGAUUUGCGAUUGCUUGCGCAAGGUUCUUUUUAAAACGUUCCCUUGAACUGUCAUUGAUAAACUCUAGCACACACACUGUAGAGUCUU
This is a messenger RNA of Theileria equi strain WA, 1069 nucleotides long. RefSeq lists its product as hypothetical. NCBI's taxonomy places the organism in Eukaryota, Apicomplexa, Aconoidasida, Piroplasmida, Theileriidae. Gene Ontology annotation, biological process: vesicle-mediated transport. The record is from RefSeq and is a predicted model, not a curated record. The transcript is spliced from 3 exons. Gene Ontology annotation, cellular component: membrane. Bases 115 to 945 code for a protein of 276 amino acids.